AUGAUCAUCAAGUCCCCUUUCCCGACACUCGACAUCCCCAAGACCAACCUACUCAACUACCUCUUUCCCCCGGGCCAGGAGCCUUCCGAGGAACCGCUAUGGCUCGAUAGUAAGAACGACAAGAUCAACUUGUCGCCCAAACAGCUUCUAGAAUGGGUCAGGCGCCUGUCUUUUGGCCUUCAGAGGCUGGGUAUGAAGCGCGGGGAUGUGAUCAUGAUUUGCACUCCUAAUCAGAUCUUCGUCCCCGUCGCUUAUCUAGGUAUCGUGGGAAGCGGGUGCAUCUUUAGCGGUGCCAACCCGGCCUAUACUGUACCUGAACUUGUGCAUCAAAUGAACAACACCACAGCCAAGGUCGUUCUCGUCCACCCCUCCCAGCUCGAACGGAUCCUCCCUGCCGCCGAGAAGGCCGGCAUUCCCCGGAACCGCAUCUUUCAGUUCUCCGAGGUCGAGAACCCGACCCGGGAAGGCAUUCCCGACUGGAGGACGAUGAUCGGAACGCCGUCAGAAGUAAGGAACUACCGGUGGCCGGAACUGUCGCCGGAGGACUCCCUCCGCACGGUGGCGACCAUCAACUACAGCUCGGGCACGACCGGUCUGCCCAAGGGCGUCUGCGUAUCACACCACAACCUGAUCGCCAACGUGGAACAGACCAUCGUGAUGCGCUACGCCAAGAAGCCGUACCCGUUCGAGGCGCGUCCGCAGGAGCGCUGGCUCGGGUUCCUGCCGCUGUACCACGCGUACGGGCAGCUCUACACGAUCCUCAUGGCGAUCAAGCUCCACGUGCCCAUCUCCAUCAUGAAGGAGUUCCGGUACGAGGACUUUUUGUUCACCAUCGGGCGGCACCGCAUCACGAGCCUGCAGAUCGCGCCGCCCAUCCUGGUGAUGCUGUCGAAGCGGCCCGAGACGGCGCGCUACGACCUGUCCAGCGUCAAGGACGUGCUGUGCGGCGCCGCCCCGCUGUCGCGCGAGCUGCAGAACGAGUGCCAGCGCCGCUUCCAGAUCCAGAUCAACCAGGGCUGGGGCAUGACCGAGGUGACGUGCGGCGCCAUCCACGUCCCCGGCGGGGUGCGCGACGACACCGGAAGCGUCGGCCAGCUGGACCCCAACUGCGAGUGCAAGCUCAUCGACGACGACGGCAACGAGGUCGCCGCGGGCCAGCCAGGCGAGAUGUACGUCCGCGGGCCGAAUAUCUGCCUGGGCUACUGGCGCAACGAGGCGGCCACGCAGGAGAGCCUGGACAAGGACGGGUGGUUGAAGACGGGCGACAUUGCCGUGUGCAAUGAUGAGGGUUAUUUCUGGAUUGUCGAUCGGAAAAAGGAACUCAUCAAGGUCAAUGCCCUGCAAGUGGCGCCCGCUGAGCUGGAAGCGGUACUUUUGGAAAAUGAGCACGUCGCUGAUGCUGCGGCCGUGGGAAUCACCGUAAAUGGCGACGAGCGGCCGAGGGCGUACGUGGCGAUCCAGGAGGCUUCCAAGGGCAAGGUGACACCAGAGGACAUCCAGGAAUGGAUCAAGCCUCGGGUGGCCAAGCACAAGUGGCUCACGGGCGGCGUGGUAUUCGUCGACGAGGUGCCCAAGCUGGCGAGCGGGAAGAUCCAACGGAAGACGAUGCGGGACUGGGCCAAGAGGGAUGCGGCCGUCUUGGAGGCGGAGCUUAAGAAGAAGGGGGCUCCAAGGGCGAGGUUGUAA
Molecule: messenger RNA, 1686 nt
Organism: Sodiomyces alkalinus F11
Lineage: Eukaryota; Fungi; Ascomycota; Sordariomycetes; Glomerellales; Plectosphaerellaceae
Product: 4-coumarate-CoA ligase
Exons: 4
Coding region: 1-1686 (561 amino acids)
Biological process (GO): secondary metabolic process
Molecular function (GO): CoA-ligase activity
Source: RefSeq, a predicted model, not a curated record